CGAGAGUGGCGGAACUGAGAUCUGUGACUCCGGGGUCUCGGAAACAGGGAUGCGAGGGGAGGCACCGUGUUCCUUACAAGGGAAGAUACAUUUCCCACUAUCUGUUCAGUCUAGAUUCCUCUUCCCCACUUGUCAGGGACAGGGAAAGUAUAUCCCCGAACAGCACAGCUGCCCCGCCUCUUCCCAAGGGCUGGCACGUGGUACCGGAAGUAGGUGGGGCAAUAUGGAGGAGUUUCCGGCAGGCCCCGGCUGCUGAAAGCCGGGGCAAAAGUGCUGGUCCAGGUCUGGGUUGCUGUCCCGGUCCCGCCGAGGCGGCGGCUGCGGUGAGAGGGAAGAGGCUUGGGACACGCUGGCCCACUGCCGCUGUACGUUGCAACUUUAUUUCAGUUCAAGAUGAACUAUAUGCCCGGCACCGCCAGCCUCAUCGAGGACAUUGAUAAAAAGCAUUUGGUCCUGCUUCGAGAUGGGAGAACACUUAUAGGCUUUUUAAGAAGCAUUGAUCAAUUUGCUAACUUAGUGCUACAUCAGACUGUGGAGCGUAUUCAUGUGGGCAAAAAAUACGGUGAUAUUCCUCGAGGGAUUUUUGUGGUCAGAGGAGAAAAUGUGGUCCUACUAGGAGAAAUAGACCUGGAAAAGGAGAGUGACACACCCCUCCAGCAAGUAUCUAUUGAAGAAAUCCUAGAAGAACAAAGGGUGGAACAGCAGACCAAGCUGGAAGCAGAGAAGCUGAAGGUUCAGGCUCUCAAGGAUCGGGGUCUUUCCAUUCCUCGAGCAGAUACUCUUGAUGAGUAUUAAGUCUUUUGCUCAGAGGCUGCUGUUCUGGAUGAACAGGGCUUUCACUGAAUGCAGGUGACCUCGCACAUUUAACCAGAGACUAUAGAGUUUUUCAAAAGUCACUUUUAUGUUUAAUUCUUUCACAUAUUGAACAUGAAGAAAUCAUA
Molecule: messenger RNA, 941 nt
Organism: Carlito syrichta (Philippine tarsier)
Lineage: Eukaryota; Metazoa; Chordata; Mammalia; Primates; Tarsiidae
Gene: LSM1
Product: LSM1 homolog, mRNA degradation associated
Exons: 4
Coding region: 394-795 (133 amino acids)
Biological process (GO): deadenylation-dependent decapping of nuclear-transcribed mRNA
Cellular component (GO): Lsm1-7-Pat1 complex; P-body
Molecular function (GO): RNA cap binding
Source: RefSeq, a predicted model, not a curated record